Molecule: messenger RNA, 550 nt
Organism: Rubroshorea leprosula
Lineage: Eukaryota; Viridiplantae; Streptophyta; Magnoliopsida; Malvales; Dipterocarpaceae
Source: the annotation of a GenBank genome assembly
UCAAAUUGAACACCGAUAUCGCUCGGCUAUCGAUAAUCCUGCGAAGGUUGCAGGAAGUGGGCUAAUAAGUGAUUCUUGGGGUAAUUGGAUCCAUGGAUUUUCCAGAAGAAUUGGAUUGUCAUCUAUCCUGUUUGCAAAACUGUGGGCCAUUAGAGAUGGCCUCCAACUUGUUGUCUCCAGAAAGCAGAAACUUUUCUCAUUUACUCAUUGAAACUGAUUCCUUUACUGCUGUUAAUUUGUCAUCUAAAGAUCCCAUUGACAACCAUCCACUUAGCUCUCUCGUGUUUGAUUGCAGGGACCUCCUUCGUUGUAUCCCCCAUGUGAAGAUCUCUCAUGUGAUGCGUGAGUCAAACAUGGCUGCGGACAUUUUGGCUAAAAUGGGGCACGACAUGACUGAAGAUUUUGUUGCUUUUGAAUCUGUCUCCCAACCUCUUAUAAAUGCAUGUAUUGCUGAUAUUGUUGGGGUUGAAUUCCCCAGAACUUCUUGAUGUAUUUCUUUGGUCUAUCUUUUAUAAUACCAUCGUUUUACUAACAAAAAUGGAAUAAUUAC